CACCAGCGUUCCGCGGCCAAGAGGCAAGAGGUGCAGCAGAAGUGACAUGUAAACAGAGGAGUCGUCAAUUUGGUAUUAAAAUUUGAUCGUAGCAAGUCACGAACAGCCGACAGACACUCGAUUCGAGCCCUUGGAGGCACGUGACCAUUUUCAUGAGACUUCAUUGAGCACAUAUCCGGAGAGCCUAACGGUGGUGCCUGCGAGGGGGAUGUUUUGACAUCAGCCGUAUACAGCAGCACCACUCGCGCUCUUCUCUCAUAUCAUCUACACGGAGAUAAUUUGGCCGCUUUUGCCGCAAUAGCGCUUGCCCGCCGACAACAAUUUCGUCUUCCUCGUCUCGCCGCUUGAGCCUGUGAAACAUUUUACAACCUGGAUAACACACAGAUAGUCGUAGAACCUGAAGUGGACCUUAAGAUCAUCAUGGAGCAGGUGCCGGACGGAGGCAGCAGCAAAAACGACGUGCGUGCCGAAACAGGUGCCAUUGUGUCCCAGCAGGCCCGGCCCAGUGUCAGCGCCGGUGCCGAGCCAGAGGGGAUGGGUGUAAUAGAAGUGAUAGCCACCCUGGCCUCCAUCAUCCUACUCGUCUUCACCCUGCCCUUUUCGCUAUGCUUCGCAUUCAAAGUGGUGCAAGAGUACGAAAGAGCAGUCAUCUUCCGGCUGGGUCGCCUGCGCACGGGCGGCGCCCGCGGACCCGGUAUCUUCUUCGUGCUGCCCUGCGUGGACACUUACUGCAAGGUGGACCUGCGAACCGUGUCGUUUGACGUCGCCCCGCAAGAAGUACUGACCAAGGACAGCGUGACCGUGACCGUCGACGCCGUCAUCUACUACCGCGUGCAGGAGCCGCUGAACGCCGUCGUCAAGGUCAACAACUACAGCCACUCGACCCGCCUGUUGGCCGCCACCACCCUGCGCAACGUGCUCGGCACCCGCAACCUCUCUGAGAUACUGUCCGACCGAGAGGCCAUCGCGCACAUGAUGCAGACCGCCCUCGAUGACGCCACCGACCCUUGGGGCGUCAAAGUUGAGCGAGUUGAGAUAAAGGACGUGCGUCUGCCAGUUCAGCUGCAGCGUGCCAUGGCCGCCGAAGCCGAGGCCGCCCGAGAGGCCAGGGCCAAGGUGAUCGCCGCUGAGGGAGAAAUGAAGGCCUCGCGAGCCCUGAAGGAGGCCUCGGACGUGAUGGCCGAGAGCCCAGCCGCCCUGCAGCUGCGUUACCUGCAGACCCUCAAUUCGAUAUCAGCAGAGAAGAACUCGACAAUCAUCUUCCCGCUGCCGCUCGACAUUCUUACUCCCUUUCUCAAACCGCACGGUACGGGCAUGUCAAUGGGCCACUCAGCGCCCCUUUCGCCACAAUAGGGAUGGUCUAGCGCAAUCACCUCCUUGAAUGAACGGUUGGUCCAUGAACUGAUUUGAGGGCGGCCUGAUGCUCAUGAUUUGAUUGUAAGAGCAAGUUUUUCAUUGAACGUUUCUUGCGAGUUCACCGUUUGAAAAUAUGAUGAUUGUGAGUGAAAUUCUAUUCCUUCCACGUGCAAUUCUGUUCUAUUGAAUUUAUUCAGUCACGAAAUAUGUAUUUCUUAUUCUCUGUGUUCAAUGCUAAACUUGCCGGUUUGGUUGGCAAAGCACAAAAAAUGUUGGUGUAACGGAAUAACCAUUGAUUGAAGGAGUUGGUUGCACUUUGAACCAAUUUCCCCGCCACCAUUCACUACACAAAAACGAUCCGUUUCAGCCACCCACCCCCUCGCCCAAGCAGGCGACAUUUCUUCUAACCAAGACACGAAAAACAAUUCAUGAAAAUAUGACAAAUGCAACGCACGUCUAAUCGAAUUUCAAAUGUCAUGAGAUUUCAACAGCUUUAACAAUUUGAAAAUUGAGACCAGAUAAAGAAAAUUCGCUUGGUACCAAAGUGGUCGAAUGCUUUUGUAAUAAUUGUUGUUUUGAUAAAAGUAAAAUGAGAUAUACUGCAUUUUGCGUGAAUCGUGAAAAAAUGUACCAGCAGAUUUAAUGGGACAGAAGAAAUUAGAAGAAUUAAUAGACGAAAGUAAAGAAGAAAGCAGAAAUUGUUGAGAUUAGAUUUUAGAAGUGAUUUUAGAUCAAGAAUCUAUUCAAUGGGAAAGGGCAUUGUAUUGUUGAUAAAAGAAAAUUGUACGUCCAGACUUUUGUUCGCAAGUAAAUGUGUAGGAAAACAAGAAAACAAACAAGAUUACUUUCAAAAAAGAAGCGCUGUUUAGAUGAUUGAGGUGCUGCCGAUUUUUAUUUGUAACAAACUGCCAAUUUUGUUCCUUAUUUUCAGUAGAGUAGAAUAAAAAUCGCACUUGUAGCAAUUUUUCAAAAAAAUGAGAAGAUAAUUGUGCUAAAAAAUUCAUCCCACUUCACUGAAACAAAAGAAAAACAGGGUUUGUUGUCCAAAACAAUUUUUUCCCUUGAGAGCAAGUGUGAUUUCAACUAUGAUUUGACUUCAUUUUCACGCUACAGUGCUGCUGAUUAAUUUGUUGUCUAGAAACAAAUGAAUACUAGGAAAAUUUAUUUUUCCCAUGGAUUCCUUCUGGAAAACAUUGCAUUUCACUGGUUAUAUACACUUGUCUGCGAAAGUAGCUGUUAGCAGUGGUUGGUUGAUCACACAAAUUAACGAAACGUUAAAAUUAGCUAAUUCGCCAGUGUUGGAAAUUCAGGAAAAGAAAAUUGUAUUACUCUAGACUAUCAGCAUAUCAGUUGUUUAUCGCCACUAGCUGUAGUUAAACAACAAACAACCAACUGGAACACGAAAAGUUGAGGCCACUUUUAUAAUUAAGACUGACGGUUAUAUCAACGCAAGUUUAAUUUUUCCCGUGCAAUGCAACUCGAUUUUAAUGAAAGAAAUUGAAAAAAAAAACGGAACAACAUUCUAUACAAACAGUUGGCUCUUUGGCUUGGUGUGUAGCCAAUUUACAAUUCUGCGUAUGAAACGAUGGCAUUAAAAUAAAUUGAAAACAAUAACGAGUAAUACACUGUAAUGGUAAUUCUGGUAAUUAAGGGCAUUAUUGAGCUACAAUUUUAGAAUAUCAUCGUUCUGCUAAAAUUUCCUGAUCUUCUUCUUGACAUUACUUCAUAUUGAGAAAAUAAUCAUAACGUUGAUCUUAGGUAUCACGAAUCUGAACUCGCGAUGAUAUGGAAUAAAAACAAGGAAAAUAGUAAAUUAAGGUAAUUGAUGAAAUUAACGGUUGCCAAAUUUUGCUAUUUGACAGAAAAUUGUUGAAAAACACAUCUCUAUCUCCACAUAACGUAGGCGUAAUUUUCUUGAUAUUAAACAACAUUCACCAAUGUAAGGGUGGCUAUUUUGCAUUUUAUUAUUAUCAGGCUAAUAUCCUCUCAUCUUUCUGCCAGCUUCUUUCUAUGCAUGACAAAAUCAGACAAAUAAACGGAUUGUAAAAUACAUUCAAAAUAAUAUCUUUAAAUACAGACUAUUAUAUUGUUAAAUCCUAUAUUACUAUGUAAAUUUUAUGUUAUAAGCAGAAAUGUACGGAGCUAAUUUUUACCAUUAUGUUUAUCCAAUUGAACAGUUCUAUUAACAGAGAAAGUGGUGGAUUUAAUAAAUAAAUAAAGUGUAAAAAUCAUGUUGACCAUGAAAGGUGUUAUCAAACGAUUCAUGAUAAUCCAGACAUCUGAAUUUUAACUGGUAAAAAGCUCUAUACUUAUAUACAAACUCCCACAAUACAUGCACAUGUUUGUUUCAAACUUUCAUGUUUUUUGUACUUCAUCAUGAUUCAAAGGCAUUAAUAAAGUGAAUUGUUAUAAUACAUCA
Molecule: messenger RNA, 3775 nt
Organism: Cloeon dipterum
Lineage: Eukaryota; Metazoa; Arthropoda; Insecta; Ephemeroptera; Baetidae
Product: band 7 protein AGAP004871-like
Exons: 6
Coding region: 421-1353 (310 amino acids)
Cellular component (GO): plasma membrane
Source: RefSeq, a predicted model, not a curated record